This is a messenger RNA of Lepisosteus oculatus (spotted gar), 2806 nucleotides long. Lineage: Eukaryota; Metazoa; Chordata; Actinopteri; Semionotiformes; Lepisosteidae. The record is from RefSeq and is a predicted model, not a curated record.
GCAGCGAUAUACCGUAUGAGCUCAGGUCUGGGAUUACAAAGCAGAAACGGCGGAUACAAAACCUUGCCUUUUUGGAAAGAUAUUGGAAUGGUUUUGCAAUUAUCAUAGCAGAGUUUCUUUUUUUUUCUACCACGGGUUACAUAGUUCGAUCUAUGAUUAAAAAACAAAAGGAUUUGUCUGUUAUCAAAGCGACCGGAGAAUGUCAAGCACAGUAAUGAAAUGGCAAGUACACUUCUUUAUUUUGUGUCUGUUUUCCGUACAGUCGGCGGUGGGGCAAGUACAGUACUCUAUAGCAGAAGAAAUGGCAAAGGGGUCGUUUGUAGGUAAUGUUGUGCAAGAUUUGGGAUUAGAUCUCAAAAGGCUGAAAUCGGGGAGGGCUCGUGUAUUUACCAGAGACAACCGCGAGUACAUAGGGCUGAAUAUAGAGAAAGGAGUACUGGUUAUAAAAGAAAGACUAGACAGAGAGCAGCUGUGCGCAAAAACAUCCCCUUGCACUCUGGCGUUUCAGAUUAUUUUGGAAAAUCCAAUGGAAUUAUAUCGUGUCACCAUUGAAAUUACCGAUGUUAAUGAUAAUGCUCCUUCCUUCACCAGAGAAGAGAUUUCAUUACAAAUCAGCGAGUCUGCUCAGCCAGGAGCAAAAUUUGUCCUAGAGAGCGCUGUGGAUCCUGAUGUGGGUGUUAACACACUGCAAAACUAUAUGCUAAAACCCACCGAUAAUUUCGUUUUACAAUUACAUUCACAGCCGGAUGACAGUAAGCAAGUAGAAAUGGUGCUUAAUAAGCCGUUAGAUAGAGAAAAGCAAGACAAAAUCACUUUAUUAUUAACAGCUGUAGAUGGUGGGGAUCCGCAAAUGUCUGGCACGCUUAAAAUUCACAUAACUGUGCUUGAUGCCAAUGACAACGCUCCUGUUUUUACACAGGCAGUUUACAAAGCGGUUGUCGUUGAGAAUGCAAUGAAAGGCACCUUGGUGACAACAGUGAGUGCCACCGAUAUUGAUGAGGGUUCAAAUGCUAUAGUCACAUACUCAAUGUCACACGUGGCAGAUGGAAUAGAUAAAUUAUUCCAAAUUGACCCGCAUAGCGGGGAAGUAAAAGUGGCUGGGCAAAUAGAUUUUGAAAAAUCGAAAUAUUAUCAGAUUAACAUCCAAGCAAAAGACGACGGCAGUCUUACGGAUUCAAGUAAAAUACUACUCGAAGUUGUCGACGUAAACGACAACUCCCCGGAGAUUACGCUCAUGUCUUUUUCGAAUGCAGUACCUGAAAAUGCGUUGCCUGGCACUGUUAUAGCAAUGCUCAAUAUUCAAGACCAAGACUCUGGGAAUAACGGAAUCGUCCAUUGUAUUAUUAACGAAAACAUUCCGUUUAAGAUCACAUUAUCUUCAAGCACCUUUUAUAACUUGGUGACUGAUAAAAUCUUGGACCGAGAAACAAACUCAGAAUAUAAUAUUACUGUUAUUGCUACGGAUGAAGGUGUGCCUCCUCUGUCAAGCAAUAUAACCUUAACACUGAAAAUAUUAGACAUUAACGAUAAUGCUCCCGUUUUUGAGAAAAGCUCAUUUAUAACAUCUAUAGCAGAAAAUAACACACCAGGCCUGUCUGUUCUAACCUUGAAAUCGUACGACGCUGAUUGGAACCAGAAUGCUCGUAUUUCUUAUAUUCUUGAAGAAACAAAGAUUAACGGAGAACCUGUUUCUUCAUAUAUAUCCGUCAGCCCUGACAGCGGAGUCAUCCGUGCAGUGCGCUCUUUUGACUAUGAACAACUCAAAAGCUUUGAUCUUCGCGUGAGAGCCCAGGACGGAGGGUCUCCACCUCUUAGCAGCAACGUGACAGUUAGCAUUUUCGUGCAAGAUCAGAACGACAACUCUCCACAGGUCCUCUACCCAGUCCACACUGAUGGCUCUCUGGUGGCUGAAAUGGUGCCUCGUUCAGCAGACGCUGGCUAUCUUGUCACUAAAGUUGUAGCUGUUGAUGCUGACUCUGGGCAAAACGCCUGGCUCUCAUAUAAACUGCUGAAAGCCACAGACAGGACUCUGUUUGAAGUGGGAUUACAGAACGGAGAAAUAAGAACUUUACGUCAGGUUACAGAUAAAGACGCUGUGAAACAGAGGCUUGUUGUUGUAGUGGAGGACAACGGGCAGCCCUCUCGUUCAGCUACAGUGAAUGUGAACGUGGCGGUGGCGGACAGCUUCCCUGAAGUGCUCUCGGAAUUCACUGACUUCUCACAGAACAAGGAUUACAAUGACAACCUGACUUUUUAUUUAGUUGUGUCUUUGGCUGUAGUUUCUUUUCUUUUUAUUUCGUCACUUGUAGUUAUUCUCUCAGUAAAGUUCUACAAAUGGAGACAAUCUCAUUUUUUCUCUGAUUCCAGCGGACGUUUCCCAGUUAUUCCAAGCGCGUAUUAUCCUCCUCAUUACGCAGACGUUGGCGCUACGGGAACUCUACAGCGCGUGUAUAAUUACGAGGUGUGUUUGACAACAGACUCUGGGAAAAGCGAAUACAAAUAUAUCAGACCGGUUAGUCAAAGUAUUGUAAACGCUGAUGCCACUGGUCCAGAGAUUGUGCUGCAGGACUCAUCACAGGAGCUGUUUUCCAGCAGGACCUCCCAUUCAAUCUCUGCGUGUAGGAGACAGACCACCUCUCAGUGCGCACUGCUUGGAUUACAAAACAGAAACCGUGGAUUCUAACCUCUGUUUCUUUAUCAAGAGAAACUCCUUCGAAAAUAUCACCCGGUCAUUUCAGUCAAACCUAAAUAAUACACACGGUGGUGGACAGUAACGGUUUUGCGUGCUUUCAGAUCGCCAGGAGCA